Calidris pugnax (ruff) is the source of this 1431-nucleotide messenger RNA. RefSeq names its product cAMP-dependent protein kinase type I-alpha regulatory subunit. Gene Ontology annotation, biological process: regulation of protein phosphorylation. The coding region runs from base 159 to 1304 and encodes 381 amino acids. NCBI's taxonomy places the organism in Eukaryota, Metazoa, Chordata, Aves, Charadriiformes, Scolopacidae. Gene Ontology annotation, cellular component: cAMP-dependent protein kinase complex. The transcript has 11 exons. Gene Ontology annotation, molecular function: cAMP-dependent protein kinase regulator activity. The record is from RefSeq and is a predicted model, not a curated record.
AAGCUCACAACACGACUGCACUGCUCGGCUUUUCAGUGACUUUUCAGCUCUCAAGAUUGUUUUGUCUGAAUCCCUUUUUUCCUUUUCAAAAGCUGAUCCUGAAAUCAACGUAUCUCCCUGCAUAUUCCUAGGCUGUUGCCACUGCCCCUGUACCAGCGAUGGCAGCUUCCAGCAGCAGCAGCGAGGAGGAGCGUAGUCUUCGGGAAUGUGAACUUUACGUCCAAAAACAUAACAUCCAGCAGCUUCUGAAGGAUUGCAUUGUACAGCUGUGCACAGUGAGACCUGAAAGACCCAUGGGAUUCCUCAGAGAAUACUUUGAAAGAUUGGAGAAGGAGGAAACAAAGCAGUUGUUGAAUCAACAGAAGUCUGGUUCGCGCUCAGACUCGCGGGAGGAUGAAAUCUCUCCUCCUCCUCCUAUGAACCCCGUGGUGAAGGGUCGAAGGCGGCGUGGGGCCAUCAGUGCAGAAGUCUAUACAGAAGAGGAUGCUGCAUCUUACGUUAGAAAGGUUAUUCCAAAAGAUUAUAAGACCAUGGCUGCUUUGGCAAAAGCAAUUGAGAAGAAUGUGCUGUUUGCCCAUCUUGAUGAUAAUGAAAGAAGUGACAUCUUUGACGCGAUGUUCCCCGUCACUUACAUUGCAGGAGAGACUGUCAUACAGCAAGGUGAUGAAGGUGAUAACUUCUAUGUGGUUGAUCAAGGAGAAAUGGACGUUUAUGUGAACAAUGAGUGGGCAACCAGCGUUGGUGAGGGGGGAAGCUUUGGAGAACUUGCCCUUAUCUAUGGGACUCCUCGUGCUGCAACUGUCAAAGCGAAGACGAACGUGAAGUUGUGGGGCAUCGACAGAGACAGCUACAGACGCAUCCUGAUGGGGAGUACUUUGAGAAAGAGAAAGAUGUAUGAGGAAUUCCUUAGUAAAGUAUCUAUAUUGGAAUCUCUGGACAAGUGGGAGCGUCUCACUGUAGCUGACGCGCUGGAACCAGUACAGUUUGAAGAUGGGCAAAAGAUUGUGGUCCAGGGAGAGCCAGGAGAUGAGUUCUUCAUUAUCUUGGAGGGCACAGCUGCAGUGUUACAGCGUCGAUCAGAAAACGAAGAAUUUGUUGAAGUGGGCAGACUGGCACCUUCUGAUUAUUUUGGUGAAAUAGCCCUGCUGAUGAACCGUCCCCGUGCUGCCACAGUUGUGGCUCGUGGCCUGUUGAAAUGUGUGAAGCUUGAUCGACCCCGGUUCGAGCGUGUCCUGGGUCCGUGCUCCGAUAUCCUCAAGCGAAACAUCCAGCAGUACAACAGUUUUGUAUCGCUGUCUGUCUGAAACCUUCCUCCCUCUCCCAAACCUGCUUCACGAAUGCAGACUGCUUUAUUACCCUUGUGCAGAGCCACAUUGCCACUGGCAUUUGCAGCUUCCUGUCUGUUUAAAAAAAAAAAAGAAAAAAAAAAAA